Molecule: messenger RNA, 273 nt
Organism: Prunus armeniaca (apricot)
Lineage: Eukaryota; Viridiplantae; Streptophyta; Magnoliopsida; Rosales; Rosaceae
Source: the annotation of a GenBank genome assembly
AUGAGAGUGGGUAAGGCAGCUGUGAUUUGGGGUAAUCUGUUAAGAAGUAAGUUCAAAAUGACUGUUGUGGUUUCUGAAGAACAACACCGUGGGGUGAUUACGAUAAAAAUCCAUCCCCACGACCUCGCCACCCUCAGCAAGCAGGCUGUUUCUGCCCCUGCGGUUCACAAACCCAAACUGGGAGCCCUCGACUUUACCGACCAGGACCGCCAAAUCCUCUUGAAGAUGCACAAGAAUUGCAACGAGAUGCAUUUGGGAAACACCUUGCCUUGA